CAAUUAUCUUUCACUAACACAACAAUAUUGGUUAAAAAUCUCCACUCAUUCAUUUUGAUAUCUCUCUCUCUCUCUUUUAAAUCAAAACCCCAAAAAAAAAACUAUGGAACGUAACUCCCUCUUAACGGUUGCAUUGCUCUGCAUUGUAGUCGCCGGCGUCGGUGGCCAAUCUCCUGCCUCCUCUCCAACUAGAUCUCCCGCCGCUCCUUCUGCUCCAACUACUCCCCCUGCUAACCCUCCGGCCGCUACUCCUCCCUCCACUCCCAUGGCUAAAACGCCGGCUUCCUCACCAGUGGAAGCACCAAAGUCUCCGGCUCCUGUAGUAUCGUCUCCACCGCCGACUCCUGUUCCCGAGAGCUCUCCACCGUCUCCUUCACCCAAGGCUUCCGCUCCGGUGAGCUCUCCACCAGCUCCAGCACCAGAAGCACUUACUCCACCGGCUCCAGUAGCCGCUCCGGCCGCUGAUGUACCGGCUCCGGCUCCAAAAAAGCAUAAGAAGUCCAAGAAGCAUCAAGCACCGGCCCCGGCUCCCGAACUUGACAGUCCACCUGCACCACCGACAGAAGCUCCUGGCCCUAGCUCCGACGACGCAAGCUCUCCCGGUCCAGCCACAUCCGCCGACGAUCAGAGCGGAGCAGAGAGCACAAGAAUGUUGCGGAAUGUAGCGGUGGGAGCGGCUGCAACCGCCUGUGCCGUUCUCGUUAUGGUCUUUUAAGUUAUUUGUAUUUAUUUUUUCUCCCUUAGUUCUUUAGUUUGUUCUUUUAACUCUACGAUUAUCUCUUUCCUUUUCACAUUUGAGUAAUGAGUAUUAUUUCAUUGAUUAUACCGUUUGUUUUUAUUUUUAUUUGUGUGAAAAUAAUAAUUUUUAUUUACUGAGAAGAAAAUAAAACUCAGAUCUGUCAGUGAUGAAUCUGAUGAUACUGUUACUUGUUAUGACAGAUGAUUGUUCUUGUUUUAA
Molecule: messenger RNA, 958 nt
Organism: Brassica oleracea var. oleracea
Lineage: Eukaryota; Viridiplantae; Streptophyta; Magnoliopsida; Brassicales; Brassicaceae
Product: lysine-rich arabinogalactan protein 18-like
Exons: 2
Coding region: 104-715 (203 amino acids)
Cellular component (GO): plasma membrane
Source: RefSeq, a predicted model, not a curated record